GUUGAUCCUCGUUUCCCCAGCUCAAAGUGCUGUUGCGAUUGUGGGUCUCUGACCUGCAGCGACUUUGGCCUGGUCUGCGUCUUCUUUUCCUUCCGCCUAGUACAUAUUGAUCGGCAACCAGCCGUCUUCAUUCGGCAGCCCCUUCGUUCUUCGAACCUCCUAUCCGUUAUUCUCCUACCGAUACAGUUUUCCUCCCUGCAAAUCCAAAGUGUCCCAGUCGGUGCGGGUGAAACCGCAGGAUGUUUUCCGCCGUGCUGCGGCGGGCGACCUCGGUCACUUCACGCUUCACCUCCCACAUUCCAUGGCUAAAGAAUCUGCGCAUGAAUUUUGUUCUCAUCCACUAUGUCUAUAUCAUCGCCACCGCUUUGCUUUCCUCAGUCAUCAUCUAUCCAGGGGCUAAUCUAGCUUACACCGAUGCCCUCUUCCUAUCGGCCGGCGCCGCCACCCAGAGCGGUCUCAACACCGUCGACCUUAACACCUUGCAUACCUACCAGCAGAUCGUUUUGUAUGUGGUCUCCAUGCUGACCACUCCCAUCUUUAUCCACACUGUGCUGGUCUUUGUGCGUCUCUACUGGUUCGAAAAGCGGUUUCAGCAUGUCGUUAGCGAUGCGCGCGCCCUUCGCCAUACUCGCUCCCGCCUCCGUACUAUAAGCGAAGAUAAGGAUGGUCAGUCUUCUUCCCGGGAAGAGGCUGGGGUCGCUGGUCGGUCCAUCGUCGUCCUGCGCGACACACUAGGUCAGCCGGGGAGCCGACAGCAGGUCAAGGAGAAAUCCGGCGAGGACUCACCUCCCGCCUCUCCCACCGCGCGGGAUCCACCCGAAAAAUUGGGCGAAGAUGCGAACAAUGCCCUCAAUCAAAAGUUAGCAAUUGGACUAGGAAAUAGUCUAGGAAACCUUCGUGUUCCGGCACAGCUGAGCCCAGAACAUCACAUCGCAUUCCUGGAGAAUCAACGGAGGAACAAAGGCGCGCUGCGGAUACCUAGCCCUCGGGAGUAUGACAACGGUGGCGCACCCCAGGUAUUGGAGGAAGAGGAGGAGACAAAUCGACCUGUUCGCACGUCUAGCAACUCCUCGAGUUCCGAGCGCAGCCCAUGUGAUAUGAGCAAAGAAGACGAGAAUGGCAAGGAUGAGGACGACGAGGACGAGGAUAAGGACGAGGAUAGGCCGCGCAGACUUGAUGGGCCCCAUAUCACGAUUAACGAGCCAGAUAUGAUUCGAACGAGGACGCGGAACUCUACUUUCCCCCGAUUAGAUACACGUCCCACUUUCCGUGAAACAAAGAAUGAUAGCGAUGCCUCGCAACUGGGUCGCUUGACAUCGCGACGACCAACCUUACACAACCUUUUCCGCACUCUUACGCAGGAACGUGAACGGUCAACACAGCCGUAUCUCAGCUGGAAUGCCACGGUUGGUCGGAAUUCAAACUUUGUCGACCUAACUGAGGAACAACGUGACGAGCUCGGCGGGAUCGAGUAUCGGGCAUUGAAGACUCUGGCAGUAGUACUAAUCUCCUACUAUGCCUUCUUCCACAUUCUUGGCAUCCUGUGCCUCGUGCCUUGGAUUAUGACCACACACUGGGGCAAGGUGGUCGAGGAAAUCGGACAGGGUCGCCCUUGGUGGGCCAUUUUCAUGGCUCAAUCGGCUUUCAACGACGUCGGCUUUACUCUCACGCCAGACUCACUAUCAUCAUUCCAGAAAGCGAUAUUCCCGCUCCUGCUCAUGACUUUUUUGAUCAUUAUCGGGAAUACAGGGUUCCCUUGCAUGCUGCGCCUGAUUAUUUGGGCUCUGUCCAAAGUGACUCGUGCCGAAACCCCGCUAUGGGAGGAACUCCGCUUUCUGCUUGAUCAUCCACGUCGAUGCUUCACUCUACUCUUUCCGAGGAAUGCCACGUGGUGGCUCUUUGCGAUUCUGGUGGCCUUGAAUGGUAUUGACUUGAUAUUUUUCAUUAUUCUGGACUUGAAUGACUCGGUCGUCACAUCCCUGCCCACUGGCAUCCGUAUCGUGGACGGUCUGUUCCAGGCCGCCUGUACUCGAACCGCCGGAUUGGCUGUUAUCUCUGUAUCAGACCUACACCCGGCUGUGCAGGUCUCCUACUUGAUCAUGAUGUAUAUAUCCGUGUUCCCCAUUGCCAUCUCCUUACGGCGCACCAACGUCUACGAGGAGAAGAGUCUAGGCAUCUACGCUUCUACCGAGGAUGAUGAGUCGGAUGAGAACCAGACAGCGCCCAGCUAUAUCGGAGCGCAUUUGCGCAAACAGCUCAGUUUUGAUCUGUGGUAUGUGUUCCUGGGCCUGUUCAUCAUUACUAUUGUGGAAGGCAAGCGGCUCCAGCAGCAAGAUGAGUAUUCCUUCCAAGUGUGGUCCGUGCUGUUCGAAGUUGUCUCAGCGUAUGGCACCGUUGGUCUUUCGCUCGGGUAUCCCGGAGUCAAUGCAUCCUUCUCCAGCCAGUUUCAGGUUCUCUCCAAGCUGGUCAUAAUUGCGAUGCAAAUCCGAGGCCGUCAUCGCGGCCUGCCCUAUGCCUUGGACCGCGCCAUUCUGCUCCCUUCGGAAUCCUUGAAUCAGAAUGAGAUCGCAGACGCAGAACGGCGCAUGCGCCGUCGCACCUCUAGUCUUAGUCAGAUGUCUAUGGACCGCCAGCAAUCCCAGGGUCGACCGGAGCACGGGGCUUCUACCAGUCUCGACCCGAAGGACCGCGCAAGCCAGACAUGGAACCAUGGCGACAUUAUCCGUCGCCAGUCGACCAUGCGGUCACAGCGCUCGCAGCGCUGAAAAGUA
Molecule: messenger RNA, 2771 nt
Organism: Aspergillus neoniger CBS 115656
Lineage: Eukaryota; Fungi; Ascomycota; Eurotiomycetes; Eurotiales; Aspergillaceae
Product: potassium ion transporter
Exons: 1
Coding region: 240-2765 (841 amino acids)
Biological process (GO): intracellular potassium ion homeostasis; potassium ion import across plasma membrane
Cellular component (GO): plasma membrane
Molecular function (GO): high-affinity potassium ion transmembrane transporter activity
Source: RefSeq, a predicted model, not a curated record